AUGGCACAGCAACAAGCUGAUAAUGUGAUGCGAAGGAAGCUUGUGAUCAUCGGAGAUGGCGCCUGUGGGAAAACUAGUUUACUCAGCGUCUUCACCCUCGGCUACUUUCCUACUCACUACGUGCCCACGGUAUUCGAAAACUAUGUGACCGAUUGUCGAGUCGAUGGUCGAUCAGUACAACUGGCUCUUUGGGAUACCGCAGGACAAGAAGACUACGAGCGACUGCGACCACUGGCAUAUUCGAAAGCACAUGUUCUUCUGAUCGGUUUCUCAGUAGACACGCCGGAUUCGCUGGAGAACGUUAAACACAAGUGGAUCGAAGAAGCGAACGAACGCUGUCCCAACGUGCCUAUCAUCCUAGUUGGGCUCAAGAAGGAUUUGCGCGAUGAUCCAUUAGCCGUCGAAGAAAUGCGCAAAAAGUCACUCAAGUUCGUGACAUCCAAAGAAGGAAACGAGACGGGCGCCCAGAUCGGAGCCCGCAAAUACCUCGAAUGCUCAUCCUUGACGGGUGAGGGUGUUGAUGAUGUCUUCGAGGCAGCCACUCGUGCCGCCCUCUUGACUUUUGACAAUCGCAAAAAUUCCUGCUGUGUGGUUCUAUGA
Molecule: messenger RNA, 600 nt
Organism: Penicillium taxi
Lineage: Eukaryota; Fungi; Ascomycota; Eurotiomycetes; Eurotiales; Aspergillaceae
Gene: rho2
Exons: 5
Coding region: 1-600 (199 amino acids)
Biological process (GO): small GTPase-mediated signal transduction
Molecular function (GO): GTP binding; GTPase activity
Source: RefSeq, a predicted model, not a curated record